AUGGGAUGUUGCUUUAGUAAAGAAGACGAAGAGCCCGAUGAACAAACGCCACUUUUAGACGGAGGAAACACAUAUAAACCUACCAAGUUUCCACGUUACGACCGUUUUAAAGAAGAAGAAUUAUUACAAGGAAUCGUUCAGCGAACAGCCGAAAACCUUAUUGAUAUAUCAAACACACAUGCCACCGAGCGCCUACAACCGCCAGAUUUCAUAGAUCGCACUAAUGAUGUCAAAGAAAUUAUAAGUACGAUCAAGCUGGACUCGAAAGCACUUCAAAAGAUACAGGCAGAUAAUACCUUAACUAAAUUACAAAAUAGAACAUCAUCAUCUCAGCAGACACGGCCACCACAUCUUGUGUUGAAGGACGGGG
Molecule: messenger RNA, 370 nt
Organism: Acaulospora morrowiae
Lineage: Eukaryota; Fungi; Glomeromycota; Glomeromycetes; Diversisporales; Acaulosporaceae
Source: the annotation of a GenBank genome assembly